Messenger RNA from Micropterus dolomieu (smallmouth bass), 3406 nucleotides. RefSeq names its product tetraspanin-8-like. Bases 258 to 923 code for a protein of 221 amino acids. The transcript is spliced from 9 exons. The record is from RefSeq and is a predicted model, not a curated record. Lineage: Eukaryota; Metazoa; Chordata; Actinopteri; Centrarchiformes; Centrarchidae. Gene Ontology annotation, cellular component: membrane.
UCAUACUGGUGCCGCUGCUUUCAUCUGCUUUGGACCAAGGCCCUGAAAGAGUGGGAAAGGGAUUACAUCUGCUGAGCAUUUUAAGGAAAAAGAGAGAACACCUGCUCCUCACACUUGUGAUGUUUUUGUUGCCGUUUCACAAAUGAGGUCCUGAAACGCCAUGCUUUGCUGAUUGUGAUAAAAUCCUGAGUGUCGUGCUUUUGGGCUUCACUCUGUUUGGCCACGGGUCCAUCCAUGAUGAUGAAGAGGUUGAGAGCAUGACAUACACAGGCGUAUAUGGCAUGUAUGGUAUAUCAAGCAUAACUCUGCUCUUGACUAUCACUGGUCUCUGUGGUGCCCAGAAAAAGAAUCAGUGUGCAUUAAUAGUGUUUGCAGUUGGAAUGAUCCUGAACAGCCUGUACAUGAGUAUGACGGAAAUUGCUUUCAUGACUGCACGAUCAAUGUUUGCUAAGGAACUGAAGGGUCACUACCUGCAAAUGCUGCCGCUGGCUAAUGCUAGUGACAGAUUUAUAGACAACCUCAACAACAUACAGAUGGAUAUGCAGUGUUGUGGACUGGAUCAGGGCUACCAGGACUGGGACUACCAUAUCUCAAAAUCCUGCAUGUGCACCGAAGAGUCCACUAAUCCAUGUGUGGCAGCUCCAAGAAACAGCAGUCUGUUUGAGCAUGUGGUUGAUGACCAGCCCAUCAUGAUUUAUAAAGAGCCAUGCAUUCCAUUAUUAACUGCGCAAAUGAUGACUUUCUUCAAUAUAAGUGUGGGCGUGAUGCUGGGAGUCAUAUUACUCAUGGUAUUGUCGAUAGCAUUGUGUAUUGCCAUCUUGUGUCAGCUACGUCGGAAGGAAGAUACUCCUACAGUGGUCUACACUCCAGAGGCAAAAGCAGGCAACUACGCUGUUCUCGUAGAGCCUGAAGAGACCAUCUGAUUUCUUUGUUUUUAUUUUUGGCUGCUCUUAACAAUGGUUAAGGUCAUCAUGUCAGCAUAUCAAGCAAAGCUGAGAGAAAUAUUUCUCAACUUUGCUAAAUUUAUUUUUGGAGUUGUUUUAUUUUUAUGGCCAUUCACAACUUGAAACAUACCUACCUAUAUAUUUAUGUCAUCCCUGAAGAUACAUGUUUUUUGUCAUACUAUGGGAAAAUUGUUGGCUAUGAAUAUAAGGUGAAGUAUUCCCUGAUCUUUGUGACAAUCAAAGAAUAUGAUGAAGACUAAGAUACACAAGUUGCAGGUCAAGUCUGAGCCCAGUUACAGAAUAAUGAAAAGAAUAUAAUUAAUUGCAUCAGAUUUGCUUCUCCAAAACCCUUCUGCUACACUAGAGAGGUGGGGUAUACAGCAGUUCAUCACUUUUCCUUCCACCGUCUUCAAUGGACAACAAAUAGUCCAAAUAAUGAUGGAGAUAUGACUGCUGAAAUAUUUACCUUGUGGAUGUAUUUAAGCUUUAAUAACAGCGAUAUAUGGUCAAAGGUACUGAAGUGGUUAUAGCAAGUUACUUUAAUUCUUAAGAGGAAGGAGCAGAUUUUCAUUCCCUUCCGGCUAUCAGGAAAAAUCAUUGUUCAUAUUAAAUAACAGAAUUUAACUCAGAUUAAAUUCAUCUUGGGGCCCCACCCUUUGAAAAGGGAAAAUUUAUAGCCAACUGAUUUUCUCUUUUAUCAAACGAGUCCUUGACUUGUGUACGGAUUACUGUAUAUUCCAUACACACUACCUGCAUAAUCAAGUUCUUUAUACAACUAACUACACACAUACAAACUAACAAACAAAUAAAUACAACCAUGUGGCUCAGGAGGUAGAGCGAGUCAUCCACUAAUCAGAAGGUCAGUCGUUCAAUCAUCGGCUCCUUCACUCUGCAUGUCGAAGUGUCCUUGAGCAAUAUACUGAAUACCAAAUUGCUAUGCCAUCGGGGUGCAAUGGCACCUUGCAUAGCAGCCACUGCCAUCAGUGUACUAAUGUGUGAAUGGGUGAAUGUGACAUCUUGUGUAAAGUGCUUUGAGUGGUUGGAAGAUUAAAAAAGUGCGCCAUUUACAUUUAACCAUGUAUAAAUGUUAUGAAGACGGUGAUGAACAAUUGAUAAAUGCAUCAAUGAAGUCGUUUAUACAUCGACAGACAAUUGAUAACAGGAGGACCAGUGUAUACAAAAUAAAGCAGUGAAGGAUGGUAAGAUCUUUUAAUUUGCAACAUGUUACACAUACAUAUUUACCAUAUGUCUAUAUAUAUGCAUAUGUAUACGUAGAUGCACAGCACAAUUAAAUGCUAUGAUCAGUUUUCUGGUCAGACAUGUUUUACUUCAUUAUUUAAUUGCAUUAUUUACUACUGUCAAAAACUGUCAUCUAGACUAUAACAAGUGGAGUGAGGACAGAAUUAAGCUAUUAUGACUUAUCCUAAUAGGCCAAUACAUAAUAUCAAGUAACCAUAAGACAUAUAUUUAAGGUUAAGAAAACAGUUAAGGUCAAGAAAUCAGUUUAAAAUAUGUCCCAAAUUACCAAACAAAUAUUCCUUCAUAUAAAGAAACAAUUCCUGUUAUUUUAGGGUUUAUUGCCCAUGCAUCCAAAUCAACAAUCUUAACUCUAAACUUCACAUUCUUUUCUUAUUGUUAAUGAGACAAUCAAUUAAUGUACAUUUUAAUUCUGCAGUGCAGGGUACCAGUUUCUUUGUCCGUUGUUGUCUUAUGAGUCCUGAGUUCAACUUGAUGGAAAUCAGAGAUUAUGAGAUGUUCCUGAAAAAGGGUGCUGUCAGGUGCUAUGCACAGUCAGGGAAAGCAAGUGGUAAUUUACUAAAGUGGCUUAGGUUGCCAGAAUUGGCCUCUCAACCUUUGUUGUUCAUGCUGCUGGGUUUUUGGAGGCCUGAUGUAAAUUGACAAAUAUGUCAUUCAACUUUCAAUUAGCAACCUGGGAGAUGUUUAUCAAUUCUUGGGAAAGAUUUGAACAUUUUCAUCAUCACUAUCUUUAUCACACUACAAAAGGAAUGUCAGUAUUUUGUGGUUUUGUAGCUUUUAUGAAAUUUUCUGAAUCAUAUUCUGCCAAACUUUUUAUAAAGAUUGUUUGUUUUUUCUUACAAUUUUCCGACUUUCCAAAGAAGCUAUUGUAGUACUUAUGCUGUUUUAUAAUCUAUGCAUAUUUAUAUUUUGGCAUUAGUAUUUUCAUCACUAAUAGCAUCCAAUUAGGUACACAUUGGUAUUUAAAUAUUGCAGGAUCAGGUACUUCUGUUUAUGGCAUGAGGCAGGAGUACAGAUAACAGGGAUGUGAUAAACUUCUUCUUUAGCAUUGCUGUGCCACAGCCUUCUGAGGAGUGGUACAGGGUAUACAGUUUAGGGACAAGCAAGUGCCUUAGCAAUUAUUAUUAAAUAUUAUAUCAUUGGAUUAUUAUUACUGAGGCAUUAAUGUGUAAGCAGCACUUGGAUAUUAAAGCUGGUAUAAAGUA